GAUCUCGAAAACAGCGGGAGAGAAAAAGCGGGAGGGAGAGAAGAAAGACGGCUGGUUGGUUUAUGGAGGAGGGAUGUGGUGAGAAGAGAUUGCGGAUUGCUGAUUGGAGGAUUCUGAGGAUGGCGGUCUCAGGUAGGGGAGGGAAAAUGUUUGAUGUUUGAGUUUGAGGUCAAACCUUUGCUGUGACCUUCUCCCUUGGUGAGGGAUUGGUGGUGCGGGUAAAGAAGGGGGUUGUUUGAGAAUUUGUGCUGAGCGCUUAUUUUUCGAUGGGGAGGGGGGAUGGAUUUGAUUUGAUUUGAUUGUUUUGGAUAACGUUAACUCAUUCAGAAAUUGAUUAUUUAUUUAUCUAUUUGUGGAUUGUCAUUCGAAUUCGAAUUGGGAUCGGGAUGUCACAACGGCGCAACUGAUUUUUUAUCAACAAACGACCUCUUACGACCUGGGAAUUGGAGAGCGAGAGUGAGAGUGAAAUUGACGAAUCGAGCGUGCUAACUAUUCUCCACAAAAAAUAAAUUAUAAUCUGAGUUGAAGAAGAGAGAAGAGGAGAAGUCAAGAGAAGGAAUUGAUUGAGAUUUUGAGAUUUUGACGACGAUUUUUAUACGCGCUCAUCUAUCUAUCUAUUCAUUUGUGCAAUCAAGUCAAAUCAAUAAGAUUAAUCGAGAUACAAAUACAAACACGAAGAGAAGAGAAAGAUAGAUAGUUCUGGGGUUUGACCAAAGAAGAAUCGAAUCGAUUGCGCCGGCUCGAAAUCGAAAUUAUUCGCUGCAUACGCUGAGAAACCUCUCCUCUCUACUGUCUUGGGCCUUGACAUAUCUAUCUGAAAUAUAUCUGAAAUAUACAUCAGCACACAACAGAAAUAUACAAAUCCAACACGAUGAAAUUCAAUACUCUAGCAUUGAAUUUCAGCUUCUGCUUGGUGGUGUUGUUUGGAAGUGUGCAUGCUGAUGAGAUGGGACAUGCGAACGCGGAUGCGAGUUUGGAAGGAGAGUUUGCGAGGGAGUUUAGAGGGGUGUGGGGGAGGGCGUUGAGUAAUUUGCAGAUCUUUACGGGUUCUUUGGGUGGUGUGUCGGCGGAUCCGAUAACUAAUUCUGGGGAUCAUUCGAGACCGUACAUGGUUGCGGGAGAUACUUUUCCAGCAUUCACCGACGCCAUCUCUCGAUCCUGCGCCAAUCAAAACAACAAAUGCGCAGACGCAGCCAACAAUCCUGCAAAAGCAGCAGCAGAUUUAAGUGUGGAGGGUUGUCAAACUCAGGAGUGUAUGUUUAUCCCUUCUAAUUCUUCUUCUCCUUCUUCUCCUUCUAUACAUACAUCUUCGCAUGUGGUGAAAAGAUAUGCGGGUUCUUCUCAUGGGGUUUGGGUGGGUAGAUUGUUUGGGGUUUUGAGGGGUGUGGUGUUGUUUUUUCUGGGGAGCUUUGGAUUUGUGUGUUUGUUUUUUGGGGGCUUUUUGGUGGGGAUUUGUUAGGGUUGGAGGAGAGGAGAGUUGUUUGAUGUUUGGAUUGGGAUUAGGUUUGUGGGGGGAGAGACGGUGGUAAUGGUAAUGGAUUGGGUUGGGGAAGUUUGUAUGUGAUAGAUAGAUUGAGGUAGAUGAAGGGCUGGUCCCGAAUCAUCUAUGAUAAUGUCUUUUUUUUAUUUUUUUAGAAGAAGCGAUAUAUAUAUACAUAUAUAUAGGAGACGAAGAAGAAAGGGGGAACGAGUAGACAAAAAGAGGAGGGGGAAGGAAGAGAGAGAAAGGAAAGAAAAGAGAAGACACAGAAGCUGUUUGAACCCAAUAGUUGAUUGUAUGAAAAAGAGGAUAUGAGAUAGGAGAUAUGCAAAGAAAGAAGGAAAGCUAAUUUCUUCCACAACCUCAGCAUCGUGUAUUGCGGCGGGAGCGACGGCUACGCAGACGAACUUUCAGGUGCUCACGAGUUCGAAUGCGGAGUUUGAUUUUAUUUGUGAUUCUUAGGGGAGGGGUUAUCUGGUUUGGUCGUGGGGGUGGGAGGAGAGGGGUUGGAGGGAUGGAAGAUGAGGAGAAAGGGGGAAGGAGGGGGACAGGUGGGAUAGGAGAACUUGGAAGGGAAACAAAGAGAGAAUGAGGAGAGCAGGGAUACAGAUGCUUACGGGUGUAUGAAGGAAGCGAGGAAAUCAUAUCUGGAGAUAUCCAAACAGACUCGAGGGAAGGAAGCAACCGUCCCCUGUCCCCAAAACGAUUUCAUACGAGAAGACGAUGGUUCGAAAAAUAACACACUUGUGGAAUACUCAUAGCAAGGUGUCGAAGCUUAGAGGGAUAGCGUUGGAUAUCAGAAUGCUAUUUUAUAUAUGUGUGUAUACAAUACAAACUUCUAAAUAUACAGUUGGAUAAAAUGGAGUUUGGAGUUUGGAGUUGGGGUAUCGUCAUCUUACUAUCUACAUAUUCAUCUAUUUCAAUUCUUAUUUAGAGCAAUCAGACCGCCGAGUUCGAACUUCACAACAAAAAUUCCCAUGAUCGAUUUCUUGGGAAUCACCCCCAGGCACUCAAAUGGCUAUGGUGACUAUUUUUUUUCUUUCUCCUUGACCGUGAAAUUCACAGGUCUCGUUUAUUGAUCGGUUUGUUUUGUGGUGUGGCAUAUUUUUAUAUCUUCGCUUUUUGUUACCUUGUUACCUGGUUCAAUAUUGAAUGUCCAUCGAUAUCCUGAGCUGUUCUUGAUAUGUUUGAGUAUUCUAUCUUUCUUGAUAGGUAGGUAGGUAGGUAGGUGGGUGGGUAUCCAUCCAAUAGUACGAUAGGUAGUACGAGUAAUAAUGGCUGCUCCCUAUCGAUAUAAACCAAAGGGGAUGAAUGCUAUUAAGUGAGAGUAUGUUUUGGGUUUGUAAGUUUUGUAAGUUUUGUUGCAUAUCGUCGCUUUUUAUUUCCAGGGUGAUGACUCGUGGAUUGAGUGGGAGAUUGGGGAGAUGUGGUGGGAUGGAUUUUAGUGGGUGCGUGGUGGAGGCGAAUGGAUGGAUGUGCGUGCUGCGCUGUUCGCUAUCUAUUGCUGUUAUGGUGGGUGAGUCGUGAGUCGUGAGUCGAGUUGUGGGAAUUAUCUCGGUGUACAGACUCGAGACAGAGUAAAGGUUAGAAAAUACUACGUAGGUGGCUAGUUUUGUGGAUUGAUUGAGUAUAGUAUGUAGCUUACGAGCCUGAGAAAAGCUGGAGGCGAAAAUCGGGUUACAUCGUAGCAUUAUCGGCAUGAUUUUGAUUUCA
Messenger RNA from Botrytis cinerea B05.10, 3193 nucleotides. RefSeq lists its product as hypothetical. The coding region runs from base 872 to 1459 and encodes 195 amino acids. The record is from RefSeq and is a predicted model, not a curated record. NCBI's taxonomy places the organism in Eukaryota, Fungi, Ascomycota, Leotiomycetes, Helotiales, Sclerotiniaceae. The transcript is spliced from 4 exons.